CCGUCAAGACAAGCUGGAGGGAUUUUUUACCCUCUUUAUGCUUCCCGUUCGGGCUGCACACACACCUUGGAUGACUGUCCCGUGAAGACGUUGCGUCUGACUCGUUCCCCAGGAUCCUUCUGAAUCACCGGAACAGCCUGUCCGCUCCAGAUUCUGGAAUAGCUCUGCACUUCCGAUCCAUAUCCAUAUCAUUGUACCCAGUGAUUGCCCGCAGCCGCAGCCAUGUCCGCGCCCCAGGCUCAGCAGUCCCAUGUUCACCCUCGUCGCCGUCCAUUAAAGACCGCUGUACCCUCCCUCCCGUCCUCUUCAGACCGUCAGGACUCUGCAUCGCCAUGCCCUAGUAUGCGUCUGAGGAAGGCAGAGACUUUCCACUCACCUACGUCGCCGUCUGAGGACCGUGACCCCGUUCUCAGCAUCCCGUCGUUGCCUCGACGGUCCCCUACAUGCCUGCGGUCGCUCGAGGCCAUCGCCGCCGGUGAACAGCGUAUGGCUGGUAUCUUGGACCGCUUCAAUUUGGACUCCCUCUCCGCAUCCACCAAGACCCACGACGACGACCUUCCUGUCCCGAGAGGUAUUCUACAGGCUCACGUUGGGCGGACUGACGCAAUGGACACGCUCCCGGUCCGCACGCACGGUCUGCUCUCGCCGCCAAUGGACCAGCCGGAAAAGGCCCCCAGACACCGCCAGCAACUGUCCGACAGCGGCUUGGGUUCUUCCAUCAGCAGCAGCGCGGCACUCUACCCAUCUGGCCGUAGCGGGCAAGUCAAAGCAGGUCACAUGUCUGUAGAAGGUUGGAAGCGUGGCUCUACCGAAAGCUUUAAAAUGCAGCAGUCUGCCAUUACCAGUUCCAUCUCCUCUGAUAUCACAGCUCCCGAACGCUCCCAGUUGAGCUUGUCUGCAUGCAAGCGGAUUGAACGUUAUGUCCUUAUCCCGAUUCUGAAAGAAGACAAGUUGAAACCAUUCCACGACCUCGUCAAGAGUGUUCCCCAGCGGAUCGCCAAUAAAGAGAUUGCCUGUCUCCGUGACCUCGAAAAGACCCUUCUGUGGUUAGCACCGGUAAGUGAAUCUCGGAAUAGGGGCGUCUGGGGCACUGCUUAUUUUUCGCGCUUGAAGCAAUUCUCUCGUUUUUCCAAGGCGUCAUAUCUCGGUUUCUGCGAGUUUUCGAUCCAGUGCAUUCAUACGGCAGUCGGGCAUCUUAACGAUCGCGAGCAACGACUACCAACCGACCGACCUUACACUAACGGCUACUUUCUCGACCUCGUUGCACAGAUUAGACAGUACGCAGCUAUGAUGGCGGCUUCUAGAGAGAGGGCCCGCGCCCGCCGGGCUUCGGCGCAACCCUCGGAGGAGGUGAAUGAUGACCACGCCGGCGAACGCCUCACUCUCGAGGGUGGUCUGUCUCAAAACGGACGGCCAGCUGAGCUGGUCUGCCAUAAGGAUGGCAAGGCUGUGUCUCUCCGUACAGGAAAACCCUAUGAAGAAAAUUCCGUUCCUACGUUUAAGCGGUCUCUGAGCACCGAGACUCUUGACGAUGGGGUAGUCCGUUCCAUGGCCCGCCGCAAGAAGAAUGCACCUCCCAUGGAUAUCAACCAAAAGUGCAAAGACUGUGACAAGGUCUUCAAGAGACCAUGUGAUCUCACGAAACACGAAAAGACGCAUAGUCGUCCGUGGAAGUGUUCCGAGCCUUCGUGCAAGUACUUCGAACUCGGAUGGCCCACCGAGAAGGAGAGAGAUCGCCAUGUUAAUGACAAACACUCUACCACUCCAGCUCUGUACAAGUGCAGCUUCUCACCAUGCACAUACCAGUCUAAGCGCGAGAGCAACUGCAAACAGCACAUGGAGAAAGCGCAUGGAUGGGUUUAUGUCCGCUCGAAAAACAACGGGAAGACCGGGAAGAAGGGAUCAACUCCCUCGUCCAUCCCGCAGACGCCUAGCGUCCCACAGACGCCUAGUAUGGCUACACCAAUCUCCAAUCUCACUGACCACCUGCCCACACCCAUGACUGGUCCCGCGCCCUCUCCGUUUGAACCAGUAAUGAGUUACCCCAUCGACCCUCCGUUCUCCUUCGCGGAUCCGCCUUCUGCCUCGAAUGAAGACUUCCAGCUUUUCCCGGAUAACAGCCCGUAUGAGGAUCCGACUGGCGCUGGUCUUGAUGACUUCGGUCCUUUCACUUCGUCAGACUUCGAAGCUUUCCGCGCUCAACUGGAGGCUGCACCUCGCAAUGAGCUUCUCCAGCCCACGGAUAUCCACCGGCCAUCGUUUGACUCUACUGGCACGGCCACCGACUCGAUGGGCGCGCCUGGGAUCUUCGAUGAUUCUCCUCUGACGUCCACCGAUAGCAGCAUUAACUUUGACAUCGACUGGAGCAACAUUUCAUCGGGUAACAUGGACGGGGAUUUCACUGCUAUGAACAUGCAGCUGCUGACACCCGACGGCUCUGUCGAGGCGCACGGCAUGAAUUCGUUUUCUCGAAACCCUUCCAUCUGUAAUGCUUCCCCUCUUAUGCCUCAAGAGUGCAAGAUCUCCUCCCUGUCUCCCGGUGGCCAAGGCAAUCUGAUGCUCUAUUCCCCGUACUCUAGCAACGUCGAUGCGGCUUUCACGGAUCUUUAUAACUGUGGCUGGAGCGAAAAGCCCAUGAAUGAUUUUACUCUCUACGAGAACGGUGCCAAUGCAGGUGGUAAUUUUGCAGGAGGAGCAGCCAGGCCCUAUGAUCUGCACACUGCACAUGAAUCGAACCAGAUGUUCCCUCCACUGAACACAGCCAACAAUGAGCGGCUUGGAGACCAUUCCUGGGCGGGACAAUGCUUCGCAACUUCUAAUUUCAACAACGGUAUGAUGGAUCUGGACGACUAUUUGGGUUAGCGAGUCUCCAGCUUACAUACAUUAACUGUCUAUUCUUAUGGCCACCCUUAUUCUUCUUUUCUUUUCUUCUCUUCUCUUUUCUUUUUAGCGCGGGCGGCGUCCCGACACUUCUUGUCUGUUUUCUAUAGCUUACUAUUACUUAUUUCUGCAUGAUGAAUGAGAUCUGAGCGCGGUUUACAUGUCGCGCUACCCCCCUUCUGCUAUGAAUUCAUUUUGAUGGGGCAACUCUGUGGUUUUGAUUGCGCUGUGUCGUUCAGUGUUGGGUUCCUUGAUGGUUUGCUUGAGCCGACCUCUCAGCUCAUGUAAUGUGGAGAAAAGAGAAUGAAUACUCUAGCUCGUAUGAAUCAGUCUGGACAGAGAGAGAUAGCAAUUGAUAUUCCAUAGCAAGGUUUCUCUUCCAUGUACGGAGUACUGUAGCGUAGGUUCAGUCAGCCAUUGUGGAUUGCUAACUCAGGUC
Molecule: messenger RNA, 3319 nt
Organism: Paecilomyces variotii
Lineage: Eukaryota; Fungi; Ascomycota; Eurotiomycetes; Eurotiales; Thermoascaceae
Product: C2H2 type zinc finger domain protein
Exons: 4
Coding region: 223-2862 (879 amino acids)
Source: RefSeq, a predicted model, not a curated record